GUUAAAGUCGCAGAUAUAGUUUUUCUUCUGCUAUAUAUAUUUUUUCGGUGCGCGAUUGUGCAGAAGAAAACAAAAGUUUAAUAAACUAAUUUUGAAUUAAACGGAGACACACAAUGGCGUACAACUUAAAAAGUGAAGAAGACGUCAAGGAGUAUCUAAAAAACCUUUACAUAGAAUACAAAUUUGGCUGUCUCAGUGAAAAAAGGCCCGAAGUUUGUCAUCUUUUGGGCGAUUACGAGGAAAGUAUAAAGAAGGAUAUCAAGAAAGCAGCCGAAAUUUAUAAAACAAAUUGUGAUGUGAGAAGUUACCCAAGAAGUUGCGCGAAAUACGGUGGAUUCGCACUUGUCGGCAAAGGAUGUGAGAAGAAUCUGAAGGAAGGUUACGAGUACACGAAAAAGGGUUGCGAGCUCGGUGACGCGUACGGUUGUUUACACGCGGGUGUCGUCGCAACGUCGGACCAAACGGUGGGGGAAAAAGAUCGGAUGGCACAAAUAACGAAAGGAAUGGAAAUGUUGAAGGAUUCGUGUUGGAAGCACGAAAUGGAGAAAGGCUGUUAUUGGCUGUCAGGACUUUACAUACAAGGAAUAAAAGGCUAUUUGGAACCGAAUUUAUUGGAGGCUUACAAAGUCUCGUUGAAAGCAUGCGAGGGUGGAAAUCCGUACGCUUGUGCGAACGUAUCUCAGAUGCAUGCACGAGGUGAGGGCGUCGAAAAAAAUCCAACCCUCGCGGAAGCUUUCAAGUCUCGAGCGCUUGCGCUCCAUCGAGAACUCACCGAGAAUCAAAGACCAAUUCAAUUUGGUCAGGGAAUUGACGGUUGACCUCAUUCUCUUUCAACAAACGAGUUACAACUUUCCAGUUCAUUUUUUCUCUUGCACAAUACUGACGACGUUAAAAAUGAACGAAGGAGUCAGCCCGACCGAAUUCCUUUCUAAGUAGUGAACAAUUCUCAUUUCAUUUUUAUUACAAUUGUAACGAUCAACAUAGAUAAUGAAUUAUAUAAUUAUACGAUUGACCAAA
Messenger RNA from Venturia canescens, 1017 nucleotides. It is a transcript of the gene Coa7, whose product is annotated as Cytochrome c oxidase assembly factor 7. Gene Ontology annotation, cellular component: mitochondrial intermembrane space. Gene Ontology annotation, molecular function: protein binding. NCBI's taxonomy places the organism in Eukaryota, Metazoa, Arthropoda, Insecta, Hymenoptera, Ichneumonidae. The record is from RefSeq and is a predicted model, not a curated record. The transcript has 3 exons. The coding region runs from base 114 to 818 and encodes 234 amino acids.